GUUCGGCCUCUCAGGCAGCAGCAAUGGCGCCGCCGCCUCCGAAUCGACCCUACAAGCGCCCCGCCAUCUCCGACCAGCAGCGCCGCCGCGAGCUCGCCCUCCAGGCCCAGUCUGCUCGCCGCGCCGACGCCCAGGCACGCGCUCGCAGCCUCGCCAACUCCCUCCUCUCCCCGUCCUCUGCCGAGACACCACCGGAGCGCGAUCAUGAGCCCACCGUCGCCGACGUCGCCACGGCCGCUUCCAAGCUUCGCGGCUCCGACGCUCGCCGCUGGUUCGCCCGACAGAUCAUGCUCCCGGAGUGGAUGGCCGACGCCCCUCCCCACCUCGCCACCGACUGGCAUGUUUUCGCCAGACCUGCCGGGAAACGGUGCUUGGUCGUCUCCUGCAAUGGCAUCACUAUUAGCAGGCUCCGAAACGGAUCAAUUCUUCACCGAUUCCCUUCUGCUCUUCCGAAUGGAUCAAAGAGAGAUAUCUCUGGCCCAGCAAGUUCCUACUCCAUCCUUGAUUGCAUCUUUCAUGAGCCUGAUGAAACAUAUUAUAUCAUUGAUAUGAUCUCUUGGCGAGGCUAUUCCUUGUACAACUGUACUGCUGAGUUUAGGUUCUUUUGGGUAAACUCUAAGCUCACGGAGACUACUGCCGGUGAUCCUCCAUCAACAUACCAUCGCUACAGAUUCAGUGCUGUCCCUAUAUAUGAGUGCACACUUGAGGGUCUUCAAGCAGCAUACUCAGGAAGCACACCAUAUGUUAAAGAUGGCUUGCUGUUUUACAACAAGCACGCACAUUAUCAAGCUGGCAUCACACCCCUUGCACUGGUCUGGAAAGAUGAGGCUUGUAGUCAAUAUGUUAUUGACACAGAUAGCAAGGGACAAGUCCCAAAUGAGCAGCACGUUGUGCUCGAGCUGCAAGAGGAUGGAAAGCUCACUACUUCUGAUGAUCCUCCAGUUGUGUUUGGUAGCUUGGACAAUGAAUUCAUUCAGAAGUCAAAUCUUCGGCCAGGGAAUCUUCUUCGCUUUGCUGUCAGAGAUGAAAGAGUGAAACUUGUGGAUGGGAAGAUGGAGAUUAGUGAGCUGCAGUUUGUUGGAAAGCCCAACCGUGCUCGUGCUUUUGCUGACAGCCACUCGAAAGCUUUGUUUCAGUAUGCUGCUAGGCAUGCUCCUCUGAGAAUUGAAGAUCUUGUUGCCUCUAUUCAGUCAAACAAUAUGGAGCUUGAAUCUACAGAUGUCGAAAUGCAAGGUUGAGGUGAGGGAAUGAUUUACCACAUCAGAAUUCAUGUGCUAAUUUUACCUUACUAGAUUCAGUAAUGAUCUUCAUGCGGAAAAAAGAACAAUUGUAAAGUAUACGCGUAUGAAAUUGUCGUUCAAGGUUUGGAUGGAAUGGAAACUUGAUAGUAAUAGCUUGAGACCA
Molecule: messenger RNA, 1404 nt
Organism: Oryza brachyantha (malo sina)
Lineage: Eukaryota; Viridiplantae; Streptophyta; Magnoliopsida; Poales; Poaceae
Product: snurportin-1
Exons: 7
Coding region: 24-1238 (404 amino acids)
Biological process (GO): snRNA import into nucleus
Cellular component (GO): nucleus; cytoplasm
Source: RefSeq, a predicted model, not a curated record